UCGGCACUGAGCGCGGCCGCCAUCUUGGCAGAUAGAAGGAGCCUGCUGUCGCCGUCAGCCGCCGACGUAACGCCGUCCAGCUGAGCCGUUAAAGCUGAGCGCGAGCUGCUUGGCUCCGCUGCUGGUGGAACGCGGAGAAAAAUCGCGGCGGGCUCCGUUACGCGAACGCAGGAACCGGCCCGAGGAAGUAGUGCGGCGGACGAGGAGAGGCGGAGAAGGUAGAGGAGUAGGAGCAGCAGGAGGAGGACGAGAGAGUGAACGAGGAGAGGUGCCGGAGGACCGGAAAAGCAGCGACGGGCCGAGUAUAAUAUCGGGGUGAGCGGGACGUCGCGGACGCCUCGCGCGGUAAGCGCCUCUUCUACGGCUUUGUCGUGUCGUGUCGUGAUCGUGAUCGUGUCGUGGUGUUGUGCACGAGGUGAAGUUAACCCGGAGUGCUCCCGAACUCCCGUAGUCUCACUCCCGUCCGUCCGUCCGCGUCGCGUCAAGGACGGCCAACUUCACCUCGUUUCUCGCGACCGUUUCUCGAGGAAAUUCCUCGAGAAAUUCGUCGUCCCCAUUUCCUUGAAGCAAUCGUCGCGCGAUCCUUUCGUCGUUCGUUUCACUGGUGUAACCGAGGGUGAUAAGAUUAAGCCAAGGCAGAGAAUUAUCGAGGGAGGAUACGCGAUCUUUGCCGCAAACGUCAACUGCUGCUGACUUCUGCUACCACUGCUCUGUGACAGCGGGACAGUAUGGCGGGACAGACGAUCAACGACAGGCUGUUGGCCGCGAGGCACAGUAUCGCCGGCCAGGGCCUCGCCAAGUCCGUCUGUAAGGCCACUACGGAGGAGAUGAUCGGCCCCAAGAAGAAGCAUCUCGACUAUUUAAUUCAUUGCACCAAUGAACCGAAUGUCUCCAUUCCGCAGCUCGCUAAUCUCCUGAUAGAACGCUCACAGAAUACAAAUUGGACGGUAGUCUUUAAGGCCCUGAUCACUGUGCAUCACAUGAUGUGCUAUGGUAACGAGAGGUUCACGCAGUAUCUCGCGUCCAGCAACAGCACGUUUCAACUCAACAAUUUCCUCGACAAGAGCGGCGUACAAGCAGGAAUACGCGUGGGAUAUGACAUGUCGCCCUUCAUCAGGCGCUACGCCAAGUAUCUCAACGAGAAGGCUCUCUCCUACAGGACGGUAGCGUUCGACUUUUGCAAAGUGAAAAGAGGGAAGGAAGACGGCACUCUACGCACAAUGAAUGCCGAGAAACUCCUGAAAACUUUGCCGGUACUACAGUCGCAACUUGACGCACUGCUGGAAUUUGAUUGCACGGCUAACGACCUCACGAAUGGCGUCAUAAACAUGGCCUUCAUGCUCCUCUUUCGAGAUCUUAUCCGGUUAUUCGCCUGUUAUAAUGAUGGCAUCAUUAAUCUGUUAGAGAAAUAUUUCGACAUGAACAAGAAACAAUGUCGGGAUGCUUUAGAUCUUUACAAGAAGUUCCUUAUACGCAUGGACAGGGUCGGAGAAUUUUUGAAAGUUGCAGAAAAUGUUGGUAUCGAUAAAGGAGACAUACCAGAUCUGACGAAGGCACCGAGUAGUUUAUUGGAUGCCUUAGAACAACAUCUCGCUUCCUUGGAAGGAAAGAAGGGCUCCGCCGCGAACACGCCAACGCAGUCAGCAAGCAGCAAUAGAACCAAUGUAAAGUCGGGAGUGUCCGCCCUGUCUUCCACCAGUAACGCGUUCGGAACAGCAGCCAGCAAUGCGCGGCUCGAGCAAACUGGGAAUGGCCAUAUCGAUGAGGCGUUGCGACAGCAAGCUCUCGCGGAAGAGGAAGCUGCCAUGAAUCAAUACAAGGCAAAAGUACAAUCUCCAUCAGGUACUAGCACGAAUCCCUUCCUCAGUUCUCCAACCAAUAAUGCUAAUCAACCGAUUGUAGACUUGUUUGGUGCAACAGCCGAGAGCCAGUCGUCUCAAAAGGCAUCGGAUGAUCUACUGCAACUUGCGGGCAAUCCGUUCGCGAACAUGUUCGGGGCGCAACCACCUACAGGAACGACGCAACCUGUCGCUCAGAUGCAGAACAACAUGUGGAUGACCAACGGUACUGGUUUCGCGCCAACUGCGCCACCAGCAAAUAAUAACUUUGUUACAGAUAAUAGUUUUUCCUCCGUAUUCGGAAAUCAAGAUCAGCAAUCCACUGGCGCCCCAGGAACGGCCGCGUCCGUACCUAAUCCCUUCAUGUCCGAUUUCCCGUCCCUCGGUACCAUCGGCGGCCAGCAAGCGACGAACGCAGGCGCCUUCGGGCUCUUCGAUCAGAACGCCGGCGGCGUUGUUGGCGGUGAAUCGGUGCAAGUAGCGCAGACGGGGACGGUAGCAGCCGGAGACCUUUUCAGUGCCGGUCAGACGGAUCUCUUUGGGGGUGACGGGUCCGCCGCCGCGAUGAGGACCCCCGCAAACGGCGGCGACGGGGAUGCUGCGGCGGCCGAGGUGGUGGCGUCGGCGGCGCCUUCAGUCGCCGGCAAGACAUCGUCCACGGCUACGCCGCCACCUAGACCACCGCCACCCGCGACCGCCGUUGCUGCCGCGAACGGUGCCGCACCGCGUGCACUGUCUCCGACACACGGAGCGUCACAUGGUAGGCCAGCGAUGGCAACGGCGGCAGCGGUCCCGGCCUCUUCUGCUGGCAAGAGCGCCUUCGAUGAUCUCAACGACAGUAUCCGUAUGGCACUGGGUGGGUCUCCGUCGCGGCCGGCACCCAUGGUUCAGCAGCAGCAAGCUGCGAUGGCCGUCCAACAGCAGCCGUUGCAACAACAAAUGCCGCCGGCUGCGGCGGCGGGUGCCGGUAUGUUCGGCAUGAAUGAUCCCACGACCGGGCAACCCAUGAUGACCGGUGCGCCGAUCGUCGGCUAUGGUAUCCCUACCCAAGCCCAAGUCCCCGUGGGGUACGGUUCGCCGGCAAAGCAGCCGAUGUCAGCAGGGCAACCGGUCGGUACAGCCAAUACCGGCAAGGUCCUUACCGGAGAUUUGGACAGCAGCUUAGCUAGCCUUGCGCAAAACUUGACCAUCAAUAAGAGCGCACAGCAGCAAGUCAAAGGAAUGCAGUGGAACUCCCCGAAGAAUGCUGCGAAAACGGGCGGUUCAGCCGGCGGAUGGUCACCGCAGCCAAUGGCGGCUACUACUGGUGCUGGAUAUCGGCCCAUGGGCCAAGGAAUGACGCAACUGCUACCUACGAGCACCACGACUAUAGGUUUCCCCUCACAGCCAGCGAUGAUGGGUAUGCAAGGUAUGCCGAUGGGCAUGCAGGGUAUGCAGGGUAUGCAGGGUAUGAGGCCGAUGAUGUGUACUAUCCCAGGUGCUUCCGCCGCCGGUGGCGGUAUGAUGGUUGCGGGAGGAGCUGCGCCCAUGAUGGCCAUGCCCAGCGCGAAUCCUAUGAUGGCUGGUCCUAAUUUGCAGCAACAACAACCUCAACCUGCUGCAGCAGCUCAGCCACAAGGCAAUGCUGUUCAACUCGAUCCUUUUGGUGCUCUGUGAAGGGAUUAGGAUUCCAAAUGGAAUUAAGAAGAACGAAGCAACAUUUUGUAAAUACCAUGUAAUAUGCUUAGAAAGAAAAGAAACAAAGCUAAUGUAUCCCGCUUUUUUCUGUUAGGCCCAAUCAAUCUUGAAUCAUUGAUUGUCACUCGAAUCGUCUCACUAUAAAUAGGAGUCGGUAAAUUGUAUUAUACUUCCUGUAAUAUGCUCGCCGAGUAUGCAACACGUGUUAUUCCGAUAUAGCGUCUUUCCCACGAGCAUUAGCAAAAGUUAAAUGUUGUUUAAGUGAAUAUCUGUCUACUUUUUUAUGCAAAAAAAAGGGGACAAAUUGAGUCUGAAUUGCGCGUAAACAGGGCGCUUUUCUUCGCCUUGAAGUCCCGUAGCCGGGCAUAAUUAUGUAGCUUAGAUGAGAGUUGUUCAGAACGCGAAUUGCGUUUAGAAUGACACGAAUGUGCGUUGAAUUUUCCUGGUGAGGAUUAACUGUGAUAGUAUUGCGCCGUGUGCCACGCUGAACAGUUUUUCUUCGUUGACACGUCGAGUAAGCCUAUUAUCGAAGAGAUGCAUUUUCUAAGUUCGAUGAAAGAUUUCCGUAAUUACAUAGCGAUAUUUAGAUACGACUUAGUUUUUUUAUUGAGGGAGAAAGAUUGUACAUCCGAUAGAGAGAUUGGUAAGAACGCAUUAUCGAAUAUGAAAACACUUGGUUUGUCAUGGUUCUAAACGUAUUCGCGUUAGAUUAUAUACGUAGCUGACGGUUGCACAUACCAAUGUCCACGUUAAACGUUAAAGGCGCAAGACCGAAAAAAUCGAAAUAAAAAUCGCAUCGGGCAUAUC
Molecule: messenger RNA, 4322 nt
Organism: Atta colombica
Lineage: Eukaryota; Metazoa; Arthropoda; Insecta; Hymenoptera; Formicidae
Gene: lap
Product: phosphatidylinositol-binding clathrin assembly protein LAP
Exons: 19
Coding region: 729-3494 (921 amino acids)
Biological process (GO): clathrin coat assembly; synaptic vesicle budding from presynaptic endocytic zone membrane; clathrin-dependent endocytosis
Cellular component (GO): extrinsic component of presynaptic endocytic zone membrane; synaptic vesicle; clathrin-coated pit
Molecular function (GO): 1-phosphatidylinositol binding; SNARE binding; phosphatidylinositol-4,5-bisphosphate binding
Source: RefSeq, a predicted model, not a curated record